Messenger RNA from Erigeron canadensis, 1014 nucleotides. RefSeq names its product prosaposin-like. Gene Ontology annotation, biological process: lipid metabolic process. The record is from RefSeq and is a predicted model, not a curated record. Lineage: Eukaryota; Viridiplantae; Streptophyta; Magnoliopsida; Asterales; Asteraceae. The transcript is spliced from 6 exons. Bases 147 to 848 code for a protein of 233 amino acids.
CUUCAUCUUUCCAUCUAUAUGUAUAAACUCCAUUAAAUAAAUCACAAACACAUUACUUGAAAGCAAUAAACUUUGUCAACCAUUUAAUCUUCUUUCUGGAAAUUGUUUAUUGCCAAUCAUUAUCAAUACUUCUUACACAAGGCACAAUGAGUGGAAGAGUGGGGCUCAUCUUUGUUGUCUUGCUGGCUGUUGGCUUGGCAUGUGACGCUCGGGAUUUGACUGCCACCUCAAGCAACAAGUUGUCUAUGGUCUCAGUUUUGCGGUCAAGUGCUGAGAAGAGAUUUAAAGUAUUGGGAAACACCGGUAAGAAUGACAAUUUGUGCAGUUUGUGUGAAGAAUAUGCUAGUGAAGCUCUCAUGUACCUUAAACAAAACAAGACCCAACAUGAAAUUAUCUCCAUUCUUCACGAAUCCUGCUCCAAAUUAAAGUCAUUGACGAAACAGUGCAUCACUUUAGUAGAUUACUAUGCUCCUCUAUUCUUCCUUGAGCUCUCAACCAUCCAACCUGCAGAAUUCUGUGGAAAAGUUAAUCUCUGCAGUGGAGUUGUUGCAUACGCUCAGAAGUUCUCACAAAACAGCUGUGACACUUGCAAUAUGGCUGUUUCAGAAGUGAUUAAGUUGUUAAAAGAUCCUGAUAAUCAGUUGACAAUCUUGCAGCUGCUCUUGAAAGAAUGCAAAAAUGUGGAACAGUACUUGCCCAAGUGUAAAGUGCUAGUCUUCGAAUACGCUCCCUUGAUCCUCACAAAUGCAGAGCAGUUUUUAGAGAAAGAAGACUUAUGCACCAAGCUUCAUGUCUGUGAUCCCCAUGCAUCAUCCGUUGAAGAGGCUUCUUUGGUUUCUGACAACUAAAUUUGAUGAACACGGCGAUUGAUCCUUAUGUGAUUUGUGGAAUGGAUUUCAUUUUCUUUUUAUGUCAUAUAAACUUGUACAUUUAUGCUGCCAACUUUACUUUUGAACCAGAUAAUUACUUUAUUACCAAUCCUUGUAAUUAAGAAUUUAUAGUUGUGUUUGCCAA